CAUGCCGUUAUACAAUGCGCAUGCGCAAAAAAAGUUAAGUGGAGUAGCUCUGCGUCGGUAACCUUUUGCUGGAAGAGGACCGAUUUAAGGAUUUAAAUCGGAAGUUGACAACGAUAACCGCCUUGGGGAAUCGUAGUAAAUAAGAGCCGCGAAAAAGACCGUUGCUAGCCAUCAUCUGUAGACAGCAAGAAAAAUAACUUUGUUGGGGGAAAAAACACCACUCGUGCUCGAAGUUUGUUUUCCUGACGCGGAAGCUAACUGGCUAACGUGACUAGCUCGGGUUGAGAAAAGUGGACGAUUUGUCAACAUCAAAACGUCGGACACCAAUGAACAAAGAUACUCUUGAUGUGAUGACCUAAUUUUCUAACCCAGCGUUUUGACAGAAUAUUGAGUUGCUAGGUGCAAUAUCAAAGUCUUUGAACAGUACUAUUGUGGGCCACGAGUUGUGACGCUAUUUAAUUGCGUUUUAACACAACUGAUUCGGGUUACACGCAGUGAUCUGACCACUUGGCCUGCAACAUUUAGACCCGCAGCCCAUCAUCCCUGCUGGGUCAGAGUUUGUAAUGGGGAUCCUGCUGAGUUAGUAGGACGCUUGGUAGCAUAGUGCGUCCUCACUAACCAUGGGAGGAUGUGUGGGAAGAUACUGGCAACGAUGGGAUGACACUCAAAGCAGAGGAUCUUCUAGGAACGGUGGACGGGGAGCUCGUAAUCAGCCGCUAAAGAAAGAUCGACCCAAAUGGAAAAGUGACUAUCCAAUGACUGAGGGCCAGCUGCGCAGCAAGCGUGAUGAGUUUUGGGACACAGCGCCUGCUUUUGAGGGACGCAAGGAGAUCUGGGAUGCCCUGAAAGCUGCUGCAGUGGCUCUGGAGUGUAACGACCAUGAGCUGGCCCAGGCCAUUGUAGAUGGGGCCAGUAUCACGCUGCCACACGGUACUUUGACUGAGUGUUACGACGAACUCGGGAAUCGCUAUCAGCUGCCAGUCUACUGUCUGGCGCCGCCGAUCAACCUCAUUUCAGAGUGCAGCGACGACGAUCCCAGUGACAGCCCCCAACUUCCCGCCGCGCCCAAAAAGGAAUUUCAGCUGAAGGUGCGGCUAUCCACAGGUGAAGACCUGCGCUUGAGCGCCAGCAUGACGGACACAAUUGGUCAGCUGAAGAAGCAGCUACACAUCCAGGAGGACAUCGAGCCCACCCACCAGCGCUGGUUCUUCUCUGGCAAACUCCUUACGGACAAGACGCGUCUUCAAGACACCAAAAUCCAGAAGGACUUUGUCAUUCAGGUCAUCCUUAACCCUCAGGCACUCCCCAGAAUGUCCCCUACCCCGUCCCCAGCCACCACUACCACCACCACACCAGAAUCUGAAUAGCUGAGGUCAGACUUGAAGGACCUAAAGCAGUGCGGAACAAUUUAUUCUUCAAAAUGAACGUAGCCACAAUUACACAUUCAAACACCCAGCCUUUGCCCCUUCUAUCCAAACCAGCGCUUGCCAGGUGCCAACGGGGAGAAAGUGAAGAGGUGUUCCUGUAAGCAUCAAUCGACUUUUUAACGACACCACAAUCCUACUUCUUUCCGAGGGGAAGGCAGAAAGCACGAUAACAAUCUCUUGAACUGUUUCUUAUAUUGUGGAAAUUGUGUUAAUAGAGCUUUUUUUGCACAUUUUAAAGAAUAUUCUUGUAGGAUUGUUGUGCCUUCUACAAGAAAAAACAAAAAGGGUUGAUGUCCACAUAGAUAGUUGAAUUGCUCCACUAGCCAUUUUAAAAACUGAGAUCAAUCUAGGCUAUGCUGUCCGUUUCAACAAGUGUGCGUGCGCGUGUGUGUGUACAGGAAUAUAUUACCCUUACAUUAUUGAAUAUCUUAUUCAGGAACUGCAAUAGCUUAUUCAGGAAAUGUGGAAUUCCUAUCCAAAUAGGAUGCAAUGUCUGCUACUGAUGCUACCAAGGGCCUUUGUUUCCCCCCUAUUUCUUCCCACGCGAAGAAGAUUAGUCCAAUAAAUAUUUGUGAUCUAGUAGAAAUCACCCCAAUUUCUUGCUCAGAACACAGUUGUUUAUGACUGGGAAUCUGGACUGAAAAGCUCGAGACGGGUAUCAAAUGAAUUCUUCCAUUUAUUCCAUGCGUUUGUUUUUGUUACACUUUCAAUGAGAUUAGAAAAUGUUUCUUAAUAUUCUUAAUUCCUAUUUCCUAAUCAGUCUUAAUACCCCAAGAUAUAAUCAAAAUUAUCAUAUUGAACUCAUUGGUACACUCCUAAUAUUCAUAUUUAGUGGGUAGGUUUUAAAUACGGCCUUAAGUCUUAAGAUUCUAUCCAUUUUCUCUAUCGUGUUCCUCACUUGGUUGAGCUGGAGCUGAAGCCCAGCUGACGUGACCUUGACUGUUUGCUAGCCAGUCUCAGUAAACUGGGAAUCCUUGCCUUAAGGGCUCGCAUAGCAGAUGUCUGUGUGGAUGAAGCUCAUCUUUCCUACAGGAGCAUUGCACAUAACUAUCGUAUUUUCUGCACUAUAAGGCACACCUAAAAGCCUUCAAUUUACUCAAAAGCCGGCAGCACUGGCGUGCACACAUAGAUGCCAGGUGGUGCUCAAGCACUGGCCCUUCUUAACUGAGCAAAUGCCCUUAUUAAGGUUAUUAAGUCAUGAUCAUUAUUAUGUAAUCAGGGGUGGGAACCUUUUUGGUACCUCACAAUACGAUACGACAUGGCGAUACAACGAUUAUCGAUACAAUGGGCAGGAAAUCAUUGUCGGCUAUUCUACAAAACAUAGCCGUCAGUAGCACCCAAUGCCAUGCAACAAAGUAAUUUGGGGCCAUUUCAGGUCAUUACCUGCUGAUUUGAGGGCAUUUUAUGGGUCACUUCCUGAAUAUUUUUGCUUACAGAACAGGAAGUGACCUGGGAAUGAACAGGAUGGUGGUGUAAGAUUUUGGCAUAGACUUCAUAAUGCAUUGACGGGACGCGGGGCCGAUAAAUAGGGGGCCUGCAUUGUUGGCGAGGCUGUCAAAGCUGACACAGUGGAAUCGCAGACAAAGAGCUUUUUUUGUUGAAAAUUCUUGUGAAAAAAUCUUUAAAUCCCUGAAUUCUUUAUAGAUAUGGAUGUAAAACAGUCUCGAUUCUUGGUUAAAAAGAAAAAAAAACAUGCAGUUAGCAUUUAUUUUACGUAAAUAUGUCGAAGUACAAUGCCGGUCUGUUAGUAAAUGUAGCUAGCAGCAGCCUUAUGUAAACAGUUUUUCUGGUGAAAAUGCUUAAAAUCCCUGAAUUCUUUAUAGAUAUGGACGUAAAACAGUCUUGAUUUUUGGUUAAAAGCAAAAAAAACAUUUAUUUACGUAAAUAUUUCGAAGUCCAAUGCUAGUUUGUUAGUAAAUGUAGCUAGCGGCCACCUUAUCUAAACAGAGCUUUUCCGGUGAAAAUUCUUGUGAAUAAAUGCUUAAAUCCCCGAUUUCUUUAUAGAUAGGGACGUAAAACAGUCUCGAUUCUAGGUUAAGAGCAAAAAAAAAAAACGUGCAGUUAGCAUUUAUUUAACGGAAAUAUGUGGAAGUACAAUGCUAGUCUGUUCGUAAAUGUAGCUAGCGGCCGCCUUAUGUAAACAGAACUUGUCCAGUGAAAACCCACACCCCUAAUGUUAGUAAUGCGUGUGCCCCCCAAGCGCCGCAGCCAUAAUCACUGUAACAGCAUCCUAUGUCUCCAAACGUGGAAACAUGCCGUAGCACAGUCCAAUAGCUUCCAUCCACGCCCUCUCUUCGCCCCCGCCUGCAGUCCCUACGCAGCGGUAACAAAUCAUAUGUGCCCUCCUAAACCUUAGUUGCUGAACUAUUUGUCUGGUGAAGUAGCAUUUGUCUCUGUGCAACUCUCAUAAUUAGUCAAAUGCCCAGUCCCACCUGUUAAACAAGCUAGGUUAGCCGUUCGCCAUAAAUCAAUUGAUAGAUGUAACGUGGCGAACAGCACACAACCAGCGUCAGUUGGAAAUAUAUAUAAAAUUAUAUCUGUAAUGCCAUUGGAUGAGAGAGUCAGGAAUGGCUUCACUCACUUUAAUGUCGCAUUUAAUGUGAAUCUAUGUAAACCAUCAUAAAGCGGGCUGUUGCGGAGUGCGACUUCUACCACCAACUCCCAGACCGUUUUCUCUCUCACUCCACAUGCUCGCUUCCACCUACAUCACGGCCCUCACGUCCAGAGUCUCUUAAAGAGGCUGCACGUAGUUACGGACAUUACUCAAUAUUGAGCUACAAUAAUGUAAUGUGUUUGCGUGUACAGUACUAGUACUGCUACUUCAGGAGAAUGUUGCUGCUUAACAAAAACUAAUAAGAGUCAAAAUAAACGCACAGAAAAUAUAUAUACAGUAAUUGAAACUCACCUGGAGGAAGUAAAACUGAGUGUGUAGUGGAAAGUGAAUAAGCUAAAAGAAAACUAGGCUCCCUCGUUUGAGUAUGGGCACACAGAUACACUGUUUAAAAACAAUGCAGGUUUAAGCAGGCUAUAAGCAUCAUUUAUUUGCUAAAUGCCAAACAUAAAAUUAGCUGUGUAGUGUGUGUGCUCUGGUGUAAUGUCACCAAGCAAACUUAUUCAUAAUGUUUACAUAUAUAUGUGAUAAAAUUAGUAGGACACCCCAUUAAGUAAUUAGUUCUUUUUUUUGAUAAAUGUUCAAAUAUCAAUGUCUGAUCUUGUUUUUCUUUAUCUUUGGAAAAUAAACUGAUUUAGUAGCAGGUAAACAACAUGACAUCAUUAAACCAAAUAUAUCAACAAAAAUUCAUAUUCUAACUGAGAAAAAAGUUAGGACACCCUACUACCUAAUAGUGUUACCCACUUUGGCUGAAAUAACUUCAGUGAGACGCUUUUUGUAGCUUUUUGUUGUCUUUGACAUCGAUCUGAAGAAAGUUUGCACCACUCCUCAACGAAGAAUACUUUCAGCUGUGAGAUUUUUAAGGGGUUUCUUUCAUUUACAGCCCGUUUCAAGUCAUACCACAGCUUUUCAAUAGGAUCAGGAUCUGGGCUGUGACGCGGCCAUUCAUGGACUCUCUUCCUUUCCAGUCAGUCGUUGGUGGAUUUACUGGUAUGUUUUGGGUCUUUGUCAUGUUGCAGGGUCCAGUUUGAUGAUCUCACACGUUCCUCAAGCACCCACUGAUACACGACAGAAUUCAUGGUGGAUUCUAUGAUGGUGAGCAGGCCAGGUCCUCCUGUAGCAAAGCAUCCCAAAACCAUGACACUUCCACCUCCAUGCCUCACAGUUGGUAUGAGGUUCUUUUCCUAGUAUCGGGUUCACUCCAAACAUGUCCUCUGUUCUGGUGUACAAAUAAUUCAAUUUUAAAUUCAUUUGUCCAAAGAACUAUUCCAGAUGUCCUGGUCUUUGUCUACAUUCACUCUGGCAAACUGGCCUUCAUUUUAUUCUUGGAGAGCAAAGGUUUCCUUCUUGCACACCUCCCACGAAGGUUAAACUUGUGAAGUCUCUUUCUGAUUGUAGAGCAAUGUACUUUCACAUCAACAGUAGCAAGAGCCUGCUGUAGGUCCCAUGAUGAUAUUUUAGGGUUUUUGGAGACCUUUUUUUAGCAUCUUGCGGUCUGCUCUCGGGGUGAACUUGCUUAGACGGCCAGACCUGGGCACGUUGGCAGUUGUUUUGAAUGUCCUCCACUUGUAGACUAUUUUGCGGACAGUGGAUGGCAAAGUUUAUAUUCUUUUGAGAUCUUUUGAAAUCCCUUACCAGACUCAUAAGCGUCUACAAUCUUCUUUCUGAAGGCCUCCGACAGCUCCUUUGAUCUCAUCAUGCUGUUUUCUCUCACUUCAACUGUCAGUCACUGCUGAAAGUAUUCUUUGUAGAGGAACGGUGCAAACUUUCUUCAGACCGAUGUCAAAGACUGGUAGAUGGCUACAUAAAACGUCUCACUGAAGUCAUUUCAGCCAAAGUGGUAACACUAGCUAUUCGGUGGUAGGGUGUUCUAACUUUUUCCUCAGUUAGAAUAUGCAUUUUUGGUGAUAAAUUUGGUUUAGUGAGUAAAACAAUGUUAAUUUUUGUUGUUUAACUGCAAUUAAAUCACUUUCUUUUCCAGAGAUAAAGAAAAACAAGAUCAGACAUUGAUUUGUGAACAUUUCUUAAUAAAGAACUGAAUAUUUAAUGGGGUUUCCUAUAUAUUCAUAUGGCGGAAAACACUAAGGUGAAGUUCCGCUCUCAGACCCCCAAUUUGGCCAAACUCAGAAUUGUCCUAUAUGCAUGUGUAAUACAUCAUUGGAAAGCUUAAAAUCUAAAUUUUCUGGGGGGGAAGAAAAAUUUGAACAGGAUGGCAUUUAAAAAAUAAACUGCAAAACCCUAACUGGAGGUGAGAGCAUGAGAGAGCAUAAUUAGAGAUAUUAUCGAGAUAUUAUCGCGUACUUACUCUUUUCGAUCCAAAAAACUCCAUGUAGCAUGUAACACCUAGUGUGAAGACAAAGCUGUGAAUGGCCACAGUCGGAUUUUGGGGGGAUUUUAUGGGUGAAACAUGGUCAUAUAACAUGGGUCGCGAUGCAAAAAUCGCAGACAUCGCGGCGUGGUCGAGAUUUUCAUGUAUUUAUCUUUUUAAACAUUUUUUUUCCUUUAAAUUUUUCUUUGUUUGGAUUGAUUAUCUAAAAUAUGGGGGAAAAUGCAAUGGUAACAAAAAAAAAAAAAAAUACAAUUAAGCGAUAGUUAUGAAGUAGAUAUCCGUGACUUAUUUACAGCCACCAUUUUUUUCAUUAUGACGUAAUUUGUUUAAAAGUUUAAAAUAUGCGAGUCAAUAAUGUUUUUAGUCGUUUUUAUUUUUUAAACGAAAUAUUAGACAUCAAUUAAUCAUGCUAAGCUAAAAAUGACAGACAUUUUGAAUAAUAAAUAUAAUUACUUACCUUUUUAUGGCUGGGUUGAAACAAAAGCGGUUGCACGACGUCUGUAAAAGGGGGUUUCCAGGGUAAAACGGACAAAUUAAAAAUAGUUCAAGGGCUUAAUGCGCCAUGAAUCUGCUAUGGCAGCAUAUAGACAUAUUGGUCUAUUGAACACAACAGUUCUUUUGGUUUAAAAUACAGCAGUUAAUUUUAAAGAGGGGAGCAAGAGCAGAAACUGCUUUUUCAGUCUUGUCUGUGUUUUCCGCCAUAUACUAUAUAUACCACUUGCAGCAGCAGUCAUGUCUCGAAAGCGUAAGAAAAUGAGUUAAAUUCAACUAAUCUAUAAGUGUAGACAAAAUGAACUCAAUACAACAAAGAAAAUUAGUGUUUUGUUGACCCCUUGGUAGUUUGGAAUAGGUUGCAAUAUAUUUAAAUAUAUAAAUAAUUAUGUAAUUACGUAACACAUUUGCAAUGUUUUUUCUUUCUUUUAUUAAUUCACAUUUUUCUAACAAGGCAGCCAGGCUGGCAAUUACAUAUGCUGUGAACGGUACCCCCCCACACCCGAUGCGCUUUAUAUAUGAAUCAAUAUUGGUUAAUCAUGGCAUGAAAUUCCCUUUAGCGCAACUUCAUUUAGUGGAUGUAUAAUGCAACCACAACCACUACUAGUACUACUGCGCCUUAUAACGCGACGUGCCCAAUAUAUGAAAAUCAUUUUAAAAAAGGCCGUUCAUUCAGGGUGCGCCUUAUAUUCCGAUGCGCCUUAUAGUGUGGAAAAUACGUGCUCCAAUUUGCUUCAAGACACACUCAAUCCACAAUCAAAUCUGCACAAUUCCUUAUUAUACCCGUCCCUAGAACCAAAGGUCCGCCUUUGACGUCAAUGGGACUCGUAAUAAGUCCUCAUCGGGUUGAGGUCUUCAAAUAUCUUGCAAGAGGAGCAACACAAGGAAAGGUGAAUGCUUUGUUUGCACAAUACUUCAUAUUUGCUGGCAGUAGUGUAUAUGCUGUUUUGUGUACUUUACAAUUGCACAUAUAUUUUUUUUCUCCCCUAAAAGGCAAAUUGUCCUGUUUUUUGCCAGCUGGAGCGGGGGAAAAAACAACCUUAAAAUGCAAAACGAACAGGUUUAUUGCUAUUAAAUAGCUAUCAGAUGAAUGUUCCAAGCUGGAAAAAAAUCUUAGCAAAAGUGCAACUACACUUGAACUUAAAUCACAGUUUGUGCAAUGCGAUGACUUAUUUCAUGUCUCGUGACGAUCCCUUUACAGUGCGCUGCUGGUCACUCAUAUUUGAAAGAUAUUGUGUCGAUAUUGCCUAAAACAGGCGACAUCAUUGUUUUGCAAUGCCUUGUUUUUUAAUUCCCGCUCACAUCUGCUAUGUUUUAAAUUAGGUCAGUCAUGGAAAUACAUUUUAACCACACCUCAGCGUUGAGUUCCUUUCCUAUUCCGAUUGCAGCUUGUUAUCCAUUACUUCCUGCUAUGGAUAAGUUUCUUAGUCAUCUUGUGCAAAUGUGAAUGCAUUUACUCUGUACGUGCAAUACACUAUAGACAUAGUCCUCUAUAACCGUGGAUCUGAUAAAGCACCAGCCGUGUGUGGGCGAUAUUAGAACAGGAAUAGGCACAACCUUUCUAUGUAUGAAUCAGCAGUCGCCUGUGUCAACAGUUUGUUCACCUUUGACACUUUGUAUUCCAGGCUGUUGCUCUGAACUCUCACCUGGGAGCUCAUCUUUUUGGAAAUAAAUAAA
Messenger RNA from Corythoichthys intestinalis (scribbled pipefish), 8536 nucleotides. RefSeq names its product ubiquitin domain containing 1b (gene ubtd1b). Gene Ontology annotation, molecular function: protein binding. The record is from RefSeq and is a predicted model, not a curated record. The transcript is spliced from 4 exons. Bases 621 to 1367 code for a protein of 248 amino acids. NCBI's taxonomy places the organism in Eukaryota, Metazoa, Chordata, Actinopteri, Syngnathiformes, Syngnathidae.